Hordeum vulgare subsp. vulgare (domesticated barley) is the source of this 1475-nucleotide messenger RNA. RefSeq lists its product as uncharacterized. The transcript has a single exon. Bases 526 to 1410 code for a protein of 294 amino acids. The record is from RefSeq and is a predicted model, not a curated record. Lineage: Eukaryota; Viridiplantae; Streptophyta; Magnoliopsida; Poales; Poaceae.
CAUCACUUCUCUCAUCGCAUGGCCACCAACCGCUCGACGAGCCCAGGAGGAGACACCGGUGCGGCACCAUACACCACUCCUCUGGUGUCCACGGGUUCCAUCGGCGUGCCUGCGUCCACCAUGCAGAGUGAGGAGGACCAUGUGCUGGAGACGCCCAUCACCUGUUCGACGUUGGGUCUCUACCCUGUAGUCAACUCCAUCCAGGUCAACAAGGUGCCCCUACAUGAGUUCGCUGUGUUCCCAGAAUGAUCUGCGACCUUUUUCUAUUCCACCUCCAUGACAGCAGUGUCCGCCUCAAACAAUUCAGGACUUGCUCUAGCUACGCCCACCAUGUGUUCAACCGAGUGCCCCGGAAAAUGAAACAAUGCAACAAGGGCCACACCCACUCCUACAACAACACCACUCGCAUCCUCGACCACAGCUGCUCCUGCUACGUUUGAGGUGAGCACGAAGGUCAGUUCAUUGGCUCUGGUGGAUGUACCCCUUUCGGCUCCUACACACACAGAGGUUACAGCCACCGAAAGGAUGUAUCCCUUGCUGAAUAUCACGCUUGGCAAGCUAGCUCCUACCAAAUGUUUGACAGAGUGCUGUGAAGUCGGCACCCACACCAUGAUGCUCGGCGACACCCAGUCCUCUACACUAUCUCUUGGCUUGUCUAUUCCCAAUGCUCAACUGGAUUCGGCACACAAGUUGUUCAAUGAAGGGCCCUGUCAUGCUGACAUUGACAAUAAUUCUAAGCUGAACAAGGUUGUGUGGCGUGGGAAUGUUCCAAUUGCAGCUCUUACUACUCUCAACAGCAACUCUAGUGAUCUUAUACAAGAGCUACGACCACUGUCGUGGCCGUCGUUUGUGCAAAUCCAGAAAGGAGAUCAGCUUAAUGAUGAUUCCUCACUAGAAGCUUGUUGGGGUUUCUGCAUUACUAAAGCUCUGCUUGGGAAGACUAGAGAUUUUUCUUCCAGUUCAUGGAUGGAUUCUGUUCAGAAUAAGGGCAUGAUAGGAGUGCAUUCAGAGAAACCUCGAUUACCACUCCAAGGUAUAUAUAGAUUGCAUUACUUCACGAAGCCACAUGAGGGCAUUUGCUUCUUUCAUAUCAGUCUUCAUCAGCAUGCAACUAGCCUUGGUACUGAGCGUUCUUCACAAGCUCCGGCUGAGAUGACAUCUUUAUUUCGUGAGCUAUCUGCAAUUGGAAAUUUGGAGCAGAGUUUGAUGUAUGUGCAUGUUGCAAGGAAACUAGUUGAGGCAAACAGUUUAUGUUCUCAUGGAGUUCACUUAUCUAUGCAAUUUGAAAUUGGAGUACCUCUGAAUCAGUUUUUUAAAUUCCAAUCCAUUGAAAAUUCGAUGACUGAAGUGUUCUACAUGCUACUGGUUACUGAAUCAUACUUCUGCAUUACCUUUUGUUCUUGUUUAUGAUAUAUAUGAUGCAUUGAUGUGAAACUUGGUUACUGAAUUAGAAUGACUCUUGGUACUUGCGUUUU